Molecule: messenger RNA, 1367 nt
Organism: Peromyscus leucopus (white-footed mouse)
Lineage: Eukaryota; Metazoa; Chordata; Mammalia; Rodentia; Cricetidae
Gene: Tcf23
Product: transcription factor 23
Exons: 3
Coding region: 168-824 (218 amino acids)
Biological process (GO): regulation of transcription by RNA polymerase II; developmental process
Molecular function (GO): DNA-binding transcription factor activity, RNA polymerase II-specific; protein dimerization activity; RNA polymerase II transcription regulatory region sequence-specific DNA binding
Source: RefSeq, a predicted model, not a curated record
GUUUUCCCAGAGCGAGGAGUGAAGAAGGACUGAGUUGGUGCCGGCCUCUUCAGAUACAGACUGCUGGCUGGAUGGCCGGCCUGUCCAGGCUAGCUUGAGCCCAAGGGCUCCUUCGGGCUCUGUGCUACUGCCCUAGGGGCUACAGUCCCAUACCCCAAGAGAGUGGCAUGUCACAGGAGGCCACAGGGGUACCAGCCAUGCCAAGAGCAGGGCUCGGCCAGACUAAGGCCAAAGCACGGUUGCUUCUAGGCACUGACAGGAAGAGGAGCCGCCUCAGCAGGACCAGGCAGGACCUAUGGGACGACCCUAGCUGGAGCAAUCAGAGAUUGAACAGAGCCACCUCUGCCCCUCGAGGGACCAGAGCUAAGGGAACAGCUCAUGGCAGGAGCGAAGCCAGCCCCGAGAACGCGGCACGGGAGCGGACCCGGGUGAGGACCCUGCGCCAGGCCUUCUUGGCCCUGCAGGCUGCCUUGCCGGCCGUACCACCCGACACGAAGCUUUCCAAGCUGGAUGUGCUCGUCCUGGCCACCAGCUACAUAGCCCACCUCACCCGAACACUCGGCCACGAGUUACCCGGCCCUGCCUGGCCGCCCUUCCUGCGUGGACUCCGGUACUUACACCCCCUCAAGAAGUGGCCCAUGCGAUCUCGUCUUUAUGCAGGAGGCUUGGGAUGCUCUGGCCUCGAUUCCACCACAGCCACCACUGCCAGCCAAAGACCCAAGGAUGGAGAGGUGGGGUCCCAGGUCUCUGUAGCCGAAGAUGUUCUCCUUCUUGCCAACCCAGUAUCUCCAGCUCCCGGUAGCAGAUGGCCAGCACACUCUUAGACUGUGACGCUCCCUGAAGGACCUGGGUUUUUCUACCACCUCUACCUGUCUGUCCCCCUGACUCAGCCUUUGGAACUGACUCAGGCUCAACUCUCAAGUUCAGGCUCGGCUUCCGGCAGGCAGGCAGAGGCAAUGGUGACGUCAAUGGUAGAGAGUUCCAGGGGAACCCAGGACGAAGAUCUUCUUCACCUUUGACUCCUAGGAGGGGACAUUCCUGACAGGAAGUGAAAAAGCAAAGUGUUGGACGUGGUUCAAAGUCAAGUUAGGGAAUCACCCUCCCCUGCCCUCCCUAGGCCUCUUCACACAGCAAGAAGACAGAAGUCACUCUGCUGGCUUAGUUGGGAAGGCUAAGAUGGCGGCAGCCCCAGGUGCUCAUGGGUAUGUCGGGGAACACCAAGGGCUUUUGGUAGCAGUAAGUGUGAACACAUCUAGGUCACAGGUCACAAAGCCAGAGAGGAAACUGAAGAAUGGAAUGUGAUUUUUUUUUUUCACCCGCAAGACAGGGUUUCUCUGUGUAGCUUUGGCGCCUGUCCUGGAUCUCCC